Bombus pyrosoma is the source of this 2681-nucleotide messenger RNA. RefSeq names its product ubiquitin thioesterase OTU1 (gene Yod1). Gene Ontology annotation, biological process: protein deubiquitination; endoplasmic reticulum unfolded protein response. Lineage: Eukaryota; Metazoa; Arthropoda; Insecta; Hymenoptera; Apidae. Gene Ontology annotation, molecular function: cysteine-type deubiquitinase activity. The record is from RefSeq and is a predicted model, not a curated record. The coding region runs from base 230 to 1165 and encodes 311 amino acids. The transcript has 3 exons. Gene Ontology annotation, cellular component: nucleus; cytosol.
GGUUGUGUGUUAAGUUAAGUACAACGAUGAAUCGCAAAAGAUAGUCGGUAUUGACGAAAAAAAAUACGCGACGUAUGUGUUGCGAAUGACACCGCGUUCCGUCCUAUGAUAUAAUCUUCGCCAGAAACUCGAGGAAAAUCUUGUGGCGCUGUAUUUCAACAGCUGAUCUAACUGGUACAAUUCUCCAGACAAAAUUCUCGUUUCUAGUCAGCUAGGUGAUCCGCGAUAAAUGAUGGCCGGAUAUGUAUUGAAAGUUAAAACGAAAUCGGGUCAAAAGGUCGUGAAUGGAUUGCUGCCGCAGGAUAAUUUAGGCAAAUUACGAUCAAAAUUAGUUGAGAUAACAGGAAUACCGGCUGAAGCGCUUCACGUUCUCUGUGGUUUUCCACCGAGGCCAAUUAAUCUGAACGACGAGACGGGCUCUCUCGAAGCUUGUGGCAUCAUUUCUGGGGACACCUUGAUCGUCGAAGAGAAACCACCACUUUACAAUGGGAAACAGAACUCUGAAGAUAUCGGUCGAUCUCAUAUCGUCGAUGAAAAGGGUUUCACGAAUACGCCUGGUGUACUAAUGAAAAAGGUCGUACCAGCAGAUAAUUCCUGCUUAUUUACCAGCGUUGGUUAUGUUCUCAAUGGCAAAGUUGACCCUAGCUGUGCAGGCUUUAUGAGAGAGAUUAUAGCGAAUGCUGUAGCAUCAGAUCCUGUGGAGUAUUCGGAAGCUUUCCUGGGCAGACCAAAUCCUGAAUAUUGUAAUUGGAUCUUAAAACCAGAAUCAUGGGGUGGAGCCAUUGAAUUGUCAAUAUUAUCCAAAUUUUAUGGAUUAGAAAUAGCAGUAAUAGAUAGUAUUAAUGCUAUAAUUAAUAGAUUUGGAGAAGAUCAACAUUAUGCUCAAAGAGUUUUCUUGAUAUUCGAUGGAAUCCAUUAUGAUCCUUUAUAUUUGGAACCACUCGAUGGUGGCAGCAUUCAAACAAUCUUUCCCACAGAGGAUGAGAAGAUAUUAUUCGAAGCAGCUGAACUUGCAAAAGAAGUAAAAUCUAGUCGUCAAUUCACAGACAUUCAAAAGUUUAUGUUAAUAUGUAAUGAUUGUAAGGUCAAACUAAAUGGUCAAACGGAGGCUCGACAACACGCCAAGGAGACAGGUCACAUGAAUUUCGGCGAGGUAGCCGUGUAGCGAAUUAAAUUGAUCCCUUUACAAUUAUCGAUCACUUUUAAGCGGACUGCCGUUUGAGAAUCCUACUAAAUUCAAGUCUCAAGCAGAAUUUUCUACUUAGGCGAGGCUUGUAAGCGGACUAGCAAUUUAAUAUUGAUACUUUGUUAAUUUAAGAUAUAUGCAGUGCACUAUGAGGAUUGUUUAGACAUGUAAUAUACACAGAUUUUUAAUUUUGACUAAAGAUCCAAAUCUCUAACUAAACGCCAAAAUUUAUGUAAUUACCUUUAUUGCAGUACAAAGAACUGUUAUUGAACAUAGCCAAGUAUAUUUUAUCUACAUUGAGUAUAUUUUUAUUUGUAUUUUAUUUAUUAGAUUGAAAUUUAUAAACAUUUGAAUUUCAAAUUGAUACAAAAUUCUGUUUAUUUUAUUUAAACUAGUAUAUACUUAAGAUAAUUGUGACUAUACAAGAAAAAAUUAAUAAUUAUUUAGUUAUCUAAUUUUAAUAAUUAUCUAACUAUAUAAUUUUAAUAAUUACUUAAUUAUCUAAUUUUACAAGUUAUUUUUAUUUAAGAUGAAUUUGUUGAUAGUAAUAAUAUGUUAAAGACUAUACUCUUUGGCGAGAUUAAGAAUCUGUGAUACUUGGUUAAAUUUGCCUAAACGGAAUUCAUAGCCUUACUGGCAAUAAAUGUGUUCCGCAUAUAUAUAUAUAUAUAUAAAUAUAUAAAAGGAAGUAAUAAUAUUAAAUAAAUCAUAAAGUUGAUUAUAAAGCGAAAUGGAGUUUCACUUAGUUUCGCUUCUAAUGGCAGAUCAAUUUAGCACCGUUAAUAGCGAAUUUGAUAAGAAUAAAUUGCAGCUCCCAAGAGGGAAAAACGAAAGAAUCUAAUGGAUCACUGUUAAACACUAAAUAACAUCACAUCUCUAUUAAUAAAGAAAUGUUGCUAGAUAAAAAAACGCAAAAUGUUAUCUUAACAAAUUUGAUCUCUAUUGCGAUAGUUUAAUUUACAGUCUAAAUAUGCAUAUAAUAUAACAAAAAGAUAAAGAUGUAUAGUUGUAUAACAAUCCACCAAGCUUAUAUACAUACAUGAUAUAUAUAAUUAUAUAUGUAACAUGUAUAUAAGUAUAUAUAAUUAUGUAUAUAACAUAUAUAUAUAUAUAAUUAGGAUAUUAUAAUUAUUUUUGUUAUUGCGAUUUUUAAAUGAUUAAGCAUGCACUGUAAAAAAUACAAGUUCCAAUCGUAAAAGAGAAAAUGAAAUUUAAUUUUUGUAAUAACUAUGUACGGUAUUUAUUAGUUAACUCCGGCACAGAACUUUUCUUUUUUAUAUUAAUAAUAUAGUUUACUAUGUUAACCUUAUAUCAUUAAAUAAUACACAUAUAUUAUGAAUGAAUUUAAUUCAAAUUAAAAAAUAAGGAAAUUCAUAACUAUUCAUCACUCAGGAAAUAUAUUCAUGAUAGAUUUACAGGUUUAUAUUUAUACAGUACAUAUUUUGUAAGUCCUACCGUUUUGGAGAAGUGAAAUAAAUCAGCUAUUUACAUUUCA